Molecule: messenger RNA, 1410 nt
Organism: Phaethon lepturus (White-tailed tropicbird)
Lineage: Eukaryota; Metazoa; Chordata; Aves; Phaethontiformes; Phaethontidae
Product: metalloprotease TIKI1-like
Exons: 6
Biological process (GO): negative regulation of Wnt signaling pathway
Cellular component (GO): membrane
Molecular function (GO): metalloendopeptidase activity
Source: RefSeq, a predicted model, not a curated record
CAAAGUGAGCUGAACUCCUUCCUGUGGACCAUCAAGAGAGAUCCCCCAUCUUACUUCUUUGGCACCAUCCAUGUCCCAUACACACGUGUCUGGGAUUUCAUCCCAGAGAACUCCAAGAAGGCCUUCCAGCAGAGCCACAUCGUGUACUUUGAGCUGGACCUCACUGACCCCUACACCAUCUCAGCUCUCACCAGCUGCCAGCUCCUGCCGCAGGGGAAGAACCUCCAGGACGUACUGCCCCGUGACAUCUACUGCCGGCUCAAGCGGCACCUGGAGUACGUCAAGCUCAUGAUGCCAUCCUGGAUGACCCCAGACCAGCGGGGCAAAGGGCUGUAUGCAGACUACCUCUUCAAUGCCAUUGCUGGCAACUGGGAACGAAAGAGACCAGUAUGGGUGAUGCUGAUGGUGAACUCUCUGACAGAGGUAGACAUCAAGUCACGAGGUGUGCCUGUCCUGGAUCUGUACCUGGCCCAGGAAGCGGAGCGGCUGAGAAAGCAAACAGGUGCUGUGGAGAAGGUGGAGGAGCAGUGCCACCCGCUCAAUGGGCUGAACUUCUCCCAGGUGGUCUUUGCUUUGAAUCAGACUCUCUUGCAGCAGGAGAGCCUCCGAGCAGGCAGUUUCCAGAUCCCCUAUACGACAGAAGACCUUAUCAAGCAUUACAACUGUGGGGACCUCAGCUCCAUCAUCUUCAACCAUGACACUUCUCAAGUCCCAAAUUUCAUUAAUGCUACACUUCCGGCACAUGAACGCAUUACGGCCCAAGAGAUAGACAGCUACUUCCGUCAGGAGCUCAUCUACAAGCGAAAUGAGCGAAUGGGCAGAAGGGUGAAGGACCUGCUGGAAGAGUACCCAGAUAAGAGUUUCUUCUUUGCAUUUGGAGCUGGUCACUUCAUGGGCAACAACACAGUGAUUGAUGUUUUGAGGAGAGAAGGGUACGAGGUAGAACACACUCCAGCUGGACAAGCCAUCAACAACAGAAAACCCCGCAAAACCUUGUUAAUGUUUUCGUCGUCAUCACCGGCACAUAGCCCCUAUGUCACGUCCCAGGAGCCCCCACUGCCAUCACAUCCCCGCAAUGAGGAGGAAGAAGAUCUCCUGCCUCACCUGCUGCUCCCCGACAGCAUUGAUGUGCUGGAGAAGGUAAACAGGAAGUACAAAAAGAAAAAGAAGAAGCAGCAGAAGAAGCAAAGGCUGCGACAGUUUAACGACCUCUGGGUUCGCCUUGAAGAAAGUGCUACUGGCCCUCCUCCCCGGAUCCGCAUCAUUAACGGCUACAUCACAGUUGAACCCCAGCCCCGGGGCCAUGGACGCUCUAGUCAUGCUCGCGCAGAUACCAGCAGUGCUCACCACUUCUAUUCUCUUUUCCUCUCGCUACUGACUUUGACUUUGCAUAUGAUAAGGCUGCAUUGA